AUGUCGUCAUCAGGUUUGUCUAAGCCGAAAGCUUCGCUUCUACUUGCAUGGCAAGUCCAGAAUAAACACUGUCUUGUAAUUGGAUCUGGGGAAGUAGCCUUAUCGAGAAUUAACCAUUUACUCAGAGCAGAUGCAAAAGUCACAGUAGUGGCUGGGAAAGACGACAAGAAAGUGCAUAAGGAUAUUUUUGAGUUAGACCAACAAGAAAAGCUCCAUAAAUUCAUUCGUAGAGACUAUCUCACGUCAGACUUGACUCUCUAUGAGAAUAUCCAUCUUAACAUUGGGGACUUGGACAAUAUUGAGCCAACCAAUUACGAGCAGAUACAGAACCAGGUGUGCAAUGAAGUGUUUGCUGUAGUUUGCUGCUGUAUAGACGAUUAUGAAUUGUCAACAAAAAUCUAUUAUCAAUGUAAAUAUUUGCGAUUACCGGUGAAUAUUGCUGACAAGCCCCAGCUCUGUGACUUCUAUUUCGGGUCUAUGAUUAACCAAGAUAACUUGCAAAUCAUGGUGCUGACCAAUGGGAAGUCUCCUCGAUUAUCCAAGCUCAUAAAAGACAAUAUUGCAAAAGAGUUCGUCGGAAUCGACCUCAACAUGGCUGUAGAAAACUUGGGUAUGGUUCGUACAAGACUACGUGAGCAGAUUGUCAUAGACGAUGACUUGGUCAGUAUUGAUACGAGAAUGACGUGGAUCAAAAACUUGACUGACAUGUUCAGUCUAAAGCAAUGGAGUGAGUUAGAGUUGAUUCCACCAAGUUCCGCGCCCCCGUUCGAUAACAGACACAAGUAUGUUGACAAUAUUAUAAAGUUCUUUCCUGAUUAUCCUCCUGCGGACUUUGACGAGUUCAAGAAAGUUGUUUGCACUUUGGAGGAGCAGAAUUGA
Molecule: messenger RNA, 879 nt
Organism: Scheffersomyces stipitis CBS 6054
Lineage: Eukaryota; Fungi; Ascomycota; Pichiomycetes; Serinales; Debaryomycetaceae
Gene: MET8
Product: bifunctional precorrin-2 dehydrogenase/sirohydrochlorin ferrochelatase
Exons: 1
Coding region: 1-879 (292 amino acids)
Biological process (GO): siroheme biosynthetic process
Molecular function (GO): precorrin-2 dehydrogenase activity; protoporphyrin ferrochelatase activity
Source: RefSeq, a predicted model, not a curated record